GCCCCCGAAAAAAAUCACAAUAAUCAACACAACACAGCAGAACUGGCAAUUGCCCGCCCCACCCGCAACAACUACCUAAGCCCGAAACAGCACAGUGCCCCUGCACUCCCGCCACACUACACUACCUACCUACAGUACUGUAAGUACCUAAGUAGACACCUGGGCAGUCAUUACCUUGUGAGCAGCUAAGCACUUGCCUACCCCGGUUGCAACAGCGCACACACACAAUCAGCCAGCCUGAGACUCGCCCGCUCUCUUUCACUUAUUUAAACCCGUCACCCCACCCGCCUCAACUCUUCCACUUACAACUCCCAUCUCCAUCCACUCAUCCACACUGCUCUCUGCUGUUUUCCAUCAACCAGCCACUACCACCAUCAUCAAUCAUCACAUAAUCCAUCAUACACAACAACCACAUACAUCACAAUGGCUCGCACCAAGCAGACCGCCCGUAAGUCCACCGGUGGCAAGGCUCCCCGUAAGCAGCUCGCCUCCAAGGCUGCUCGCAAGUCGGCUCCCUCCACCGGAGGUGUCAAGAAGCCUCACCGCUACAAGCCUGGUACCGUCGCUCUCCGUGAGAUUCGUCGUUACCAGAAGUCCACCGAGCUCCUGAUCCGCAAGCUCCCCUUCCAGCGUCUGGUUCGUGAGAUCGCCCAAGACUUCAAGUCCGACCUCCGCUUCCAGUCCUCAGCCAUCGGUGCUCUUCAGGAGUCCGUUGAGUCUUACCUCGUCUCUCUCUUCGAGGACACCAACCUGUGCGCCAUCCACGCCAAGCGUGUCACCAUCCAGUCGAAGGACAUCCAGCUCGCUCGUCGUCUCCGUGGUGAGCGUAACUAGAGCGCUUGACGCUUUCCUUCUAGCAACACAUAGACUCGACAGAAAGUGGAGGAUAUGAUACCUGUGAUUGAUGAUACUUCUGGGAUGGCAUGACGAUUCGGUUUUUACAAGGGCAAAGGGUAAUCGUGGCGUUAGUGUUUGCAUUGCUUUAAAGGCAUGGGUUGUACAUCAGUGAUUAAGGCAGUAGGCCACAGAGCGCUGCGAUACUGAACACAUGAAUCUGAACAUGAAAUGAACUAAACACAUCGUCCUCAUCAUCUUGCCUUCGUGAUAGGUUGUGACAUUCGUCUACUGGUGCUCACAAGGAGUCAGCUGCCCUUGAUCAGCACGGGUAUUUCAUUCCAAGUCCCUGUCGCGCUCGAGGCGGGCUUCUGCCUGGGAUGUUGCCUGCCACUAUCCCGGGGUGUGGUUGAGCAGUAAUCUUGGCUCAACAGAGACUUUACCUAGUACU
Messenger RNA from Xylaria bambusicola, 1285 nucleotides. RefSeq names its product histone H3. The record is from RefSeq and is a predicted model, not a curated record. The transcript is spliced from 3 exons. NCBI's taxonomy places the organism in Eukaryota, Fungi, Ascomycota, Sordariomycetes, Xylariales, Xylariaceae. Gene Ontology annotation, cellular component: nucleosome. Gene Ontology annotation, molecular function: protein heterodimerization activity; DNA binding; structural constituent of chromatin. Gene Ontology annotation, biological process: rRNA transcription. The coding region runs from base 424 to 834 and encodes 136 amino acids.